Messenger RNA from Ruditapes philippinarum (Manila clam), 2258 nucleotides. RefSeq lists its product as uncharacterized. Lineage: Eukaryota; Metazoa; Mollusca; Bivalvia; Venerida; Veneridae. The transcript has 8 exons. Bases 1 to 1320 code for a protein of 439 amino acids. The record is from RefSeq and is a predicted model, not a curated record.
AUGAAGCAGCAAACCUUAGGUGUAGUGAUUGUCAUUGAAAAUGGUCAUGACCUGAUUAAUUCAACAGACCUGAAGGACCAGACCAGCAUAUGGUUUGACAAACCAACAGCAGCACUUGACACAGCAACACUUGACACAGCAGCACUCGACACAGCAACACUUGACACAGCAGCACUUGACACAGCAACACUUGACACAGCAACACUUGACACAGCAGCACUUGACACAGCAACACUUGACACAGCAGCACUUGACACAGCAACACUUGACACAGCAACACUUGACACAGCAACACUUGACACAGCAGCACUUGACACAGCAACACUUGACACAGCAACACUUGACACAGCAGCACUUGACACAGCAGCACUCGACACAGCAGCACUUGACACAGCAGCACUUGACACAGCAGCACUCGACACAGCAACACUUGACACAGCAGCACUUGACACAGCAACACUUGACACAGCAACCCAUGACAACAGUACAACAUAUAACAAACACAAGAAAUUAAAACCUGGGACAAAAAUUCAAUGCGCCACUAAGGGUGAGCAAUAUAAAAGACAAAAGCAAGCUCUGAGAAUGCAAAAAUCCAGAGCAUUGAAGACCAUACAAAAAUGUUCCCAGAAAUUGUGUAAGCAAUCAAUUGAACCAGUCGAAUUUGUGUUCGUAAUGAAGGAAAUAAAAAAAAAUAAGUAUAAGUAUUUUGGUACUGGUUCUUUGCUGAAAAAAUUGGAAAGUGGCAAAGUACUUCUUGAUAUGGAUGGGAAAAGCAAGAAGUUACCUGUAGAUGGGAAAGCAACAACUACUCAAGCCUUGACUCCGGGGAAAUACCCCUUCAGCUUCACAGGAAGUCUGGCGGAAGACCAGAGACAGAAGCUGGAUAAUGUUGAAGUUCAGCCAGCAACUUCAACACCAAUGGCUACAAGCAUGACAAGCAGCAAUGUGACUAAAACUGCUAAACGGAAAAUUGCAGAAGCAUUUCAAAGUUCAGACUGCAGUGAUUCCGAGCCAGAAUCCGAUGUAUAUGACAUACUUCCUGUAAUGAACAGUUCAACAGACAAUAUGGGCGAUGAAAGUACUGAAGACCUGCAGUUUGGUAACAAUAUGGCACCAGGGAGAGGAAGAGCCAAAGGUGGUCACAGCAGAGGUGCUCAAACCAGAGGAGCUCGCAGAGGUGCUCGAACCAAAGGUGGGCGCACCAGAGGUGGUCUUAGUCGGAGGCGUGGUAGGGGAAAGGAAACAAGGACUAAUGUGCCCAAAAUGAACCGAUUGAUGACUGCCACAAAGAUUCUGAAAGAUCUGCAGGAUAGUCUAUGAAGCUGCAGAAAAUGUGGCAUAUGAAGAAGCAGAAGUUGGAUUGGAGAUAGAUGAUGGUAUGAUUGAAGAGGAGUUGGAAAUAGAUGAAGAUGUACCGAGAUUCAGUUCAAUAAUAAGGUUUGUACACAUUAUUUGGACAAAGCAAUUUAUCAUGCACUCAGGAUAACGGUAUGUUGCUUUUAGUAUAUUAAUACAGAACCGUACAUGAAGUACGGAAUUUUGUUAUCUUCCUUUCUGGAAAACACCGUGAAGAAAAAAGUCGAAUUCAUUUGCAGAGAAGCAUUUCUUUUUUAAUUACUAUUUUCUUCACUUAUUAACAGUAUUUCUUUUGCACAAUUGAUACCUGAUUAUAAAUAGUCCAUUUUGGCUCUGUAUACAUGUCAUGUUUAUUGCAAAAAAAGUUUAUAGACGAUGCCAAAAGCAAAACCAAGGUCAAGGAAGACUAGGUCGGAAUUAAGAGAAAAUAAUCAACAAGGUGUCCAGCCCCUGCAUCAGCAGGUCUUGCAGCGUAGGGCAUGUCAGUCACCCCCUGAUGUCCAACCACCUGUACAGCCUCCUGUGAUUGUACAGCAACCUGCUGUCCAGCCUUUUUUUGUUGACAUACAGCAACAUGUUCAACCACCUGUCAGUCAGCCUCUUUGAAUUACGACAUCUCAGGAAUGUGAGGAUUUAAGUAAAUCCACAAGAUGCAUAGUUUAACUUGAACAGUUGAAAGUCUUAGCUAGUAUACAUGUAGAAAAAUGUUCAACACUUGAUUGUACAAAAUCUCCAAAGAUUCCUACUGACUUUGUGGGAUCUGGUUUGUAUUUGAUAUGGGUAUGUCUCUCAUUUUUUUAAUUAAUUUAUUAAUACAUAACUUCAUUGGCCUUUGUUUAAGUGAAUUCUUUAUGAAUUAUUAUUAUCAGAUGGAGAACAUAUGUCAGAUGUUGGAUUAAACC